Molecule: messenger RNA, 579 nt
Organism: Debaryomyces fabryi
Lineage: Eukaryota; Fungi; Ascomycota; Pichiomycetes; Serinales; Debaryomycetaceae
Product: cupin domain-containing protein
Exons: 1
Coding region: 1-579 (192 amino acids)
Source: RefSeq, a predicted model, not a curated record
AUGAUGAAAUUUGUCGAACAUAAAUCUCAUAAUCUUGCUCCUCCUAAAAGAUAUAUCUCUGGUUUUGAUAAUCAAGGUCGUUCAAUUAUCAAUGAGUUAAUUGAUCCCGAUAUUAAAUGGACUGAUGUCAGCAAUGAUUCUAAUGAGCACUCUGGCCAAUUUAGUUUAGUGUAUGCAACAAAGGGAUUUCCUAUCGACAUUAGUGAAAGUAAUGAUAUCAAUUUCUAUAAGAAAAGCUUGCAAAAUGGCGUUUCAAUUACUAUUCCUGGCGGGUCUGUUAUGAGGGUGGUGGAUAUGGCCCCAGGCUCUACUUCCCCAAUGCAUCGCACUACUUCGAUUGAUUAUGGAAUCGUUUUGCAAGGUCAAGUUGAAGCAAUAAUGGACUCAGGAGAUUCCGUAUUAUUGAAUAAAGAUGAUAUUUUUGUUCAACGAGGUACUAUGCAUGCUUGGAGAAAUACUAGUGCAACAGAUUAUGCGAGAAUGAUUUAUAUCUUGAUAUCGUCUAAGCCGCUUGAAGUAGAUGGAAAGGCAUUAAGAGAAGACCUUGGUGGUGUAAAUGGGGUUCCAAGAAAUGAAUAG